Molecule: messenger RNA, 2482 nt
Organism: Mya arenaria
Lineage: Eukaryota; Metazoa; Mollusca; Bivalvia; Myida; Myidae
Product: probable G-protein coupled receptor 19
Exons: 1
Coding region: 158-1294 (378 amino acids)
Biological process (GO): neuropeptide signaling pathway
Cellular component (GO): membrane
Molecular function (GO): G protein-coupled peptide receptor activity
Source: RefSeq, a predicted model, not a curated record
UUCAAACGAGGAAGAAAACAUGUCACAAAUAACAUAAAUGAAGAUAAUAUGUGUUGAACUCUUCUUAAGUAGUUGGUGUUUUGGAGAAACAGUCACGACAGACAUGUGCUCCUUGUAGACUUCCAUUAUAGUCUUACUAUAGGUCUUUUAAACAACAAUGGACAACGCAAGCGACUCGGAUGCUUUGCUUGUCAACUUGAAUGCAGAGAAAGCUGAUCUUAUGACGCCGGUGAUAGUGUUCCUGGCCGUGCUGAUGUGUGCCGGCUUGGUCGGCAAUGUGUUCGUGGUAAUUUAUUACGGAUUCAGAGCAAGGAAAUCUACACAUUCACUUUUUAUUUGCACUGUGGCUAUCUAUGAUCUCAUAAGUUGUGGAAUAUCAAUACCUUUUGAAAUAGUUGACCUUCGACUGUUUAUAACAUUUGAAGAUAGUACCGCUUGCAAAGUGUUGCGAUUUGUAAACCACUUUGCAGCAAUUGGGAGCAUCUGUAUAUUGCUUGAGAUUGCAAUUGAUCGAUUUAGACGAAUUUGUAGACCAGUUCAAAAACAGCUGAACCACCAACAAGCUAAACUAGCAUGCGGACUGUCUGUCGUUGUUUCUGUAGUCUAUUCAUGGCCAACCUUUGUGUUUUAUACAUCAGUGCCUGUUGAUGUACGAAGUAAGAACGGACAAACAGUGACUGGACACGAUUGUACAACGACGAAAGAAAAGGAAUACAGUGUGUAUUUGUUGGUUUUCAAUUUCUUUUAUAUGGCUAGUUUUGUAGUUGUCGCUGUUAUUUUGUGUGUUUUGUACUCGCUAGUUGGCAGGAUGUUGGUAAAACACAAUCACAAAAUGACAGCCGCAAAACCUACGUCGGAGGGGAUUGAAACAUCCCUGACUGAUGACACCACAGCAAAAACAAAACAAACAGAGAAGGUCACAUCAAACACGGGGGACAAACCAACUCAACAAGCAAACCACAAGACCACACACCUAGACCGUACAACUGUAAAGUUUACAAUGAUUAUGUUGGUGAUAACAGUGGUGUUUGUCAUAAGCUUUCUACCAUUUCUAGCACUAUUGCUGUGGCGGGUUGCUAAAGGCGGGUAUAUAGUGGACGCUUUGUCUGACAGUGGUCUGGUCGCCUUCCAAUUUGGACUGAGAUCAUACUUUUUAAACUCAGCCUUGAAUCCUUUCACUUACGGUUUCUUUAAUUCAAGGUUCAGGGAUUUUUUGUAUACAAUGGUUUGUGUUUGUAGAAGAAAAACUUCUGGAAUUAACGUACUUUUUUCUACAUCAAGCGAUACACAGUAACACAUAACAUGUCUAUAUUGUGAACAAUGCUAUCAGAGAGUUGUAAUGAAGAAAAAUUGAGAAAGGAGCUUGAUUUCAUUUUCAUGCUGUUAUUUUAGUUAAAUGUUAAAGCCAUAUUAGUAAAUGCACUAUUAAAAUUAACAUUGUACAAUGUUUAAGAGUAUUUGCACUGUUUUCCUCCACAAAUUAAAGUGACACUCUUAUUCAAAAUCAAUACAUACAGAUGUAUAACAAACAUAACGUUUAAGUGAUAAACCUUUAUCUACCUACUAAAUAAUGCAUUUGUUGGAAAAUAUUCAUUACUGAUAACAAGAUUGUAAAUAGGUGAAAACGCCAAAUUAUUAAAUAAUUGGUGAGUGCUUAAAGGUCUACUGUGAUCUACUAUCGUCUUAAAAGGUAGAGAUACUGUGUUUUCUGCACUAUUAUUUCUAUUAUUAAAGCAAGUAUCAUUCACAAAACCAUUACAUUUUACAUUUAUUCAUCCUUUUUGGUAUAUUUAAACAAUUGUAUUAAUUUUGGUAAAUCUUUUUUGGGAGUAAGAGUGCAUCAUAAACUCCUGUAUAUGAAUGGUCACACGUUUCGAUUCCCGGCUUGGGCGCAUGUGAGUUUGGUUUUGUGGUCACCAAGCCGGACAAGUGGGUUUCCUCCAGGUUCUCCGGUUUCCCCCCACAACACAAGACCACACAUUCGCGUAAAAUCGUGCCAACGAGAGUGAUUUAUAUAAUGUUGUAAUAACUUGUUUCACAAUCGUUGUAAAAUAAAUAUGUUUAAACUGACAUAAACACGUGUAAUGGGCGUAACCGUUGUAUAACUUCCUCAUGGAUAGAAUACAAAGGCAAAUCCUUCAUACCGGAAGCUAUCUAUACAUUCUCGCUUAAGUGCUCGUGUAUAAUCUCAAUAACUCGGGCUGUGGGUUGCGUGACUAUUACUUACAUGUCAUUAGAUUUAUACUUAACGCAAUUCAUAAAACCAUUUAAAAAAAAAUCUGAUCAACACUCUAAAGGCGAUAUAUACACUUAUCAUUUUUUGAUUGUACUGAUUUACUUGUAAAUAACGAAAUACCUUUCUUGAUAUGUGUAUGUUUAAGUUUAAUACUUACUUAAUAGUGCUAUGUUUGUCUCCAGCGAUAACAUUGUCACGUAUGUGUUUAUAAAUAUGUUAUUUGUUUAAUAAAGUUCUUAUAACAUA